AGUUACCCUGUGACAGGCAUAGAGAAGGCAUGUACUACCACAACACUACCACCACGUGAGCAGCGGAUAGGACAUGGCGAUGUAUACCACAGGAAGUGCUGGGGAGUUAGCAGGAGGCCAGUUAACCAUGGGGAUCAUAGGCUGCUUGCCAGACAACGUCCAGCAGGCUAUCAAGAGUUUCUCCAUUCAAGAUGGCAGGCAGCACAUUACAUUGGCUUUCCCCACGAUGGAGGAGCUGGUGAAGAGGUUUGCGGAGCCACCGGGCCCCACUGCUCUCCACGAGAGACCUGCCAACUGCGGUUGCUUCAUGUCCAUCACUCCAGCCCUCUUGUUCGACCGCUGCCCAGAGGUGAUUCAGGGAUUCGAGACACUUGUUACUCUGGUUCCCACCACACUCAGGACAUCACAUCCAGUGGGGCUCCUGACGGUUAACCAGAAGGGCACAAUGGAAGGAGUGAAGCGCCACUUGGAGAGCCUUGUAUCCUUGCUGGCCACCAACAGGACGGUGCACACUCUGUGGCACAUGCCGUUGAUUACAAGUGAUUUAAGCGGCACGGUGCUAGAACAAGUGCUGGACAAUUGCAGCAAGAGGAUCCUGGAAGCGCACGGAGACAGUCUGGCCAAACUCUACCCUUUAACGCGACCACAUGAGCUUCUCCUGCUUGUCAAGGAAAAAAUACUUCAGCCAUCUUUUCUUAGCUACAAAGAACUACUGUUGCUUAAUAUUCAGGAAGUGACGUCACGACUUAGCGCGUCCUCCUCCACUACAGACCCAUGUUACUUCAAGUCACUAAUGGAACAUUUGCAAUCUCCGUCCUGCACCCUGCCGGAUUUUCGGAGAAUUCAUAUGUACUUAAUGAGCCCACAGCUUGAUCCUGCUAUCAGGGAGUUAUGGCGAGUUUGGAGUCAUGAACAGGUUGCAUCCAAAGUGUUCCCAGUAUGCAACGCGAGCAAUCGACUAGGAUCCCUGUUCUAUACAACAUCACCUCAGGGAGAGAUGUGCAUGAUAAACCAAUCGGCGGGCGCUGCGGCAGCGUUGUUGGGUCACGUGACCCAUGUACCCAUCAAGGAGGGGCUACACAGCGUUAUCAAGUGCCUGAAGAACCAGGAUCUAGCUUUCUCGCCUCCCUCGUCACCCGAAGACAAACCUCUGAGAUCCAGGACGUGCGCAUGUGCAGUAUGCCGCGGGGAAACGGGCCACUGUCGGUCUUCCCGACGUCAAGAGAAAAUGGUGUCUGCUGCAAAUCUCGGCCAGGAGUCAGCGUUCCAUCGGCCAGCUACUUCAUCUCCCAAUCAGCGCUUCUCACUGCUAUCCCCUGCACUCUGCUCGUCAGAGCGGUACAGAGGACACGAUGGGCCCCAACAGGGGCUACAUACACCCGUUCCAGUCAUCCUGAAAUAUUACACAGGUCCUUCAAACGUAGUGACACCCCCACCCUCCAUGUACUACAGAUGGAAGAUGUUCGCAGACAACUGAACCACGGUAUGUUCUACUGAACUAUGGACGGAGGAGUUUCAGUCAACAAGCCACAGUGGAUCACAAAGCAUUGUUGAAAAAUAACGAGUUCGAGUAACUUACAGUCUUGGGUCGCGCCAUAGCUCAAGCGGUCAGUCGCUGGCUUCCCACUGUGGCGGCCCGGAUUCG
Molecule: messenger RNA, 1645 nt
Organism: Cryptotermes secundus
Lineage: Eukaryota; Metazoa; Arthropoda; Insecta; Blattodea; Kalotermitidae
Exons: 10
Coding region: 74-1477 (467 amino acids)
Source: RefSeq, a predicted model, not a curated record